UUCUUCUUUCUAUUUAUUUAGUAUUGUACGAUUCAUGUCACAAAUUAUCUCGUGAGUGUCUUACGUCAGUAUUGUACCUUGUCUAUGACUGCUUUCUAAUGCAAACAAAUGACCAUAUGCAGAAUAUCAUGCGAGAUUAAAAAAUAAAUGACAAAAUGAAAAUAACAUCAAUAUUCAAACGUUGAUGUGCUGUCUUUUCUUUGCCCGUCGAAUCAUUCGUGGGGAGAUUCCAUCUGGACAAAUCAUCAUUGAUGUGGCUUGACGAUGAUGAUUGGUUCUUGUUGUUGAAUUCAAGAAAGGCGAAAUUUGGGCACUUGGCCAUGUCUGGUGGCCGUCGUGGUAUUGGUGCUGAAUGUCGGCAGUGCUGCACUUUCGACCUCUUGGACUUCUGGGAGGGGAUAAUCCUCUGCACAGUUCCACAAGCGCUUGUUCCACAAAAUCUGCUCUGUUAGCAGUGUUAGCCUCGCCAUGAGUCAUAUUUGCAUUGUUAGUCAUUGUAAUUCCUUGCGUAAUAGUGUGGUUUGCCGUAUAUCGAUCCCCACCUGCUUGAGUAGUAUUUUGCCCAAAAUAAUGAUGAGGAAAGUGUCGAGUUUGUCGAGAUAUUGCUUGAUGUUGACUCCAUUGAUUUUGUGGUUGUGAUAAGUUUCCUAAUCCAGGCUUCAUGUCAGAAUUAGAAAAUCUUAUGUUGGCCAAUCUCUGCUGCUGUGGUUGAUGAGAUUGUCCCCAUUUGUUUUCAUAUACAUUACUAUUAUUGUCGUUUCUGUUGUAAAAUGACGGACCAUUUCGGACUGGGGGCAAGUUAAUAAUUGUGUUGGAACUAGGAAUAUUGAUAACGGUGUGUUUCAUGGAAGUUACGUUGGUUAUACGGUUGGAUAAUACCCUCUCAACUGGUUGGGUAUUUGUGAAGGGAUCGCAAUUUGGCUGCACAACUGAGAUAUUAUCUGUUCUGGUUGAUGGGAGUUUUGUUAACCAUUUCGAUUGAUAAACCGGCAUUUUCUUAUUCGUUGCUGUGAAGAAUGACUCCUCCUGAUGAUGAUGACAUUUAGUUACGUUUAAAUAUGGCCCAGGUAGAAUCCCUUGAAGGACUCCACUUGUUUUUCUCGAUGCAUUUCCAAUAAAACCACUGCUGUUACUCUGAUGGUAAUCAAGCUCCUCGUUUGUCUGCAAUCCGCUCUCAAUAUCUUUAAGCUCUUGAAGUUGGUUCUUGCCGCUUGUACAAGUUCUUUCUUGUUCUUGAACGACAAGGAGGUUCAAGUCGGUAUUGGUGCUGGUGGUGACUUUCUUGGGAAGGGAAACACUAUACUCAAUUACGGGCUGGCUGACAUUUCCAUCAACAUCAUCGUUCUCAACCGCUUGGCACGGUACCCGUUUAAAAGCGUUGAAAGUGAUUUUGGACACAUCGUCAACUAAACUUGUCAGAUGACUGAUGUUAUUAUCAGCAGCAGCAUCAUCGUCGUACAACAUUUCAAACACGGAUCCGGAUUUACUUGGGACGAAUCCAGCACUGAAAUUUUGUCGUUUACUUUCCCGUUGAUCUUUGGCGGUACGCAAUUGUUCGAGUUGCAGGGGGUUCACAGCAGUGCUCGUUCUGAUCCCGUAAACAUCAUCAUGGUUUGAAAUUCUACACUUCAAUUUGUCUUCAGUGUCGGGCAGUGACAAGGAAGACGAUUUUGAAGGUUUUGACAUGGGACGAGCGGCGGAUGGGCUUUUCUUGAGUGUAAUAUCUGAACAGCUUCGCUUUGCGGUGACGACUUCCUGCAAAGGAGUGAACGCUUUCCCAUCCCCAACGGCGUUAUACUCAAGUUGCUUGAGUUCGUUUACUUUCACCACCACAGUUUUUCUUCCUCUCGCUUUCAUUAAGAUUGGUUCCGUACUUUUGCACCUUCUAAGUGGAACUGUUUUCAAAAAUUCAGUAUCAGAAUCUAAUGGUGGAGCUGAACCUGACUCGUGCUGCUUGCGUCGUGACUCAAACAAAACCUGAAUGUCAGACACAGAUCUACGAAUCUGCUUGGAAUUAUUAUUAUUAUUCGUUUUCUGCUUUUGUUUGGUUGUCGUAAACUUGUGAUGUGCGUCGUGUAGUUUGUUGAUUGGACCUUUUACUUCGAGCAAAAUAUUUUUCAGAGACUCCUUGUCAAGAGCAGAUCGGGAGAAAAUUGACACCAUGGAACGCUGAACUUUCACCACCACAGGUUUCCCGAUAGGUUUAAAAGUGGUGUGUCGUUUUUCCAAAGUUGAUGGCCCGUUGUUGAACGAUUGUGAUUUUGAUCGAACUAUGUACGCGUUAAAACUCAAAUUAAAACUAACAGUUGCAGCAUUGCUUUAAAGUUGAAGACAUUAAACUGUCUGUGUAAAUAAUGAUUUACCAUCAGCCAGUAUUUCUUUGAUUAAUAAUUCUUCAUUACUUUGUAUGCCAUCAAUUUCCACCGGUUUCAGUAUUUCUCCAAACUUUUUAACCAAUUUCUCAUCAGCCAAAAUUAUUGCCAAGUAUGGAAUUAGAGGUUGUGGGAUCCGUUUGUCUCGAAGAACAUCUUCCGGUUGUUCUUUCAUUAUUGAUCUUUACAAAAUAGUAACAAAAAUUUUCACAGCAUGUGUUCUAAAGACAUGAAAAGAUGAGCAUUAUUUACUUACAAAUACAUCUUGAUUAUAUUUAAAUUCUCCUUAUGCAUCGAAUUUAUCCCUUGAUUGCACUUUUCAAUGCAGCUGCGCAAAUGAUUUCGUUUUUCUAAUGCCAGCUUUACAGAUCUCUUUCUGGUGGUCAUAUUUUCUUGAUGGUUUCUAAAUUUGUAACAAUUAUCCAUAAUUCUGUAUCGACUUUAACGAUACGGGCACGAGGGAAAAUGACGCAAUUGGUAUACCUCACAUUUUCCAGUCUUACUUUGGCCUCCAAAACGACUUUCUCCGCCUUAUCAAUAGAUUCGUCUGCUGCAGCUUUCUGCUGGUGCAAUUCUUCAUUGACGAAUACUGCUUCUGUAUAUUGCUGUUCAGACUUUGAUGCAACGCGUAUAUGCGCUUUGAAAUCAAUUGUUUGAAAUUUAAUCAUGCUUAGAGUUUGCAUGCACACGGGGCAUUCGACGGUUUCUGUGUUAUGAGCUCUGAAAAAUGGUUUUAUUGUCAAUACUGGAGUACACUCUCAUAAAACAAUAGUUAGUUCUUAGGUUAAUUGCUUACUGUUGAUAAAUGAAGCAGUAAUGACGCAGGCAAAAUCGGUGGAAAAUGUGUCCACAUGGCGCAGCCACGAUGAGUUCAGAGUCCCUAAAUUUCCCUGCCCGGAUUUCUCUGAUUUCGUUUCUCAUGGCAGUGGCUGCAUUUCCGUUUCCUUCGAUGACAUCAGGUCGAGGGCUGGGAUGACGUGCCAAGGACAUUUCACACACGGGGCAACAUAGCUCUUCAGAUAAAGCGACCUCGCCUUUUAUGGGGUUAUCCUGAAUAAUAUUCUUCCUGUAGUUUACGUUCAUUCUUGUAAGUUUGUUAAUUUGCAUUGGGUUUUCACAAGAGGAUAUACAAAACUUGUGCAAAACAGUAAUAGUGAAAUACACGUGGAAUACUCUACACCGAGACAUAAAAGUAUUAUUGCGAAUAAAAUGAAUGGGACUUUGAACAAUUGGGCAUCUUGUAGCUGUUAGUGACAGUUAGUGACAGUUAGUGACUGAAGAAUCCUGGGGAAAAUGAGGAUUUUAUGUAAAAAAAACAUUUUUCUUACCGAAGUGCAUGGAUUUUUCUAACUGUGCAAACUUUGUUUCACAAAAUAAUUAGUGCUCACGUAACCGAAGAAUGGCAUUAUCUGAUGGUAAUCUAUCAAUGGAUGGUGAUCUAUCAAUGGGUGACAAUCUUGAAGGUUUGCAAGAUGUUGUGCUGCAACUGGGAAAUAUGGAUUUUAAAGAACAUGCAUCUGCAAAGCAGGGAUCGCCACUAGUGCAGCAGAGGAUCACUUUAAAACCCAAGCGUCGGUUGUUGCGAAUGACAUCAAUUAACUCAGUUCAAAACAACUCUCAUGGUCUUGGCGAUUGUGAAACUACAAGCUUCAGUCCCACAUCGAAGGAAUUUCCUACAUUCACGCCUACAGCUAAAACUUUAAAGCUGACCGAAUCUAAAUCUGAAAUCCAAGCAGAAAAACCGUCAAGAAUCAAGCCUAAGUUAGUCAAGGAGCAUGUUGGACGUUUAAAAUCGAGUGGUACCGUAAAUCUGUUGGGAAAUAAAAUAGAUGGGCUCGAACAAGCAGUUCAAGUUCGCUAUCUUGCAAAAGCCACAACACUUAAUUCUCACAUUUUAGUGGCCCCAGAGCUGUUCAGAUUCUAUUCUAAAAAGACGCGUGUAAUGAUGGGACUUCCGGAAGGUCGGUGGGAAGACAUUUUCAUGUAUUUGAGCAUAGACGAUUUGAAGGCAUUCAGAAGCGUUAGCCGCACAACUAAUUCAUCCAAGAGUACACAAAAAUCCAGUGAUUCCUCAGGAACAGGUUUGCGAAGAUAAUACCGUCGGAUGGCCUAAUAUUCGAAUUAGAAAUUUUGAGAGGCCGUUUUCUGGAAAAAGAUAUUUUUCUGAAACUUAUGACCCUCGGAACCAGGUUGUGAAAACGUUGGUCAACUCCACGGUGAGAAGGUUGGAAAUUAGUGACUGUGCUCUACUAUGGGUAGAAUUACUUGAAACCAUUGCCUGUUUAUCCAAUCUCCGUGAGUUGGUUUACUCCCACAGUAAAGAACAUUUGUACCAAAACAAUAUUCUGAAGGUUAUCAAAGGCAAUUUGCAUGAUCACAAUUUCAUUCCCAACGCUUUGAAAAGAGGGGAAUUCAAACGCUUCAGAAAUAUCAAGACAUCCGUAUCCAAAAAUCUUAAACAAGUCCAGCUGCAAGCACUCAAUUUAGGAAUCACAAACUUCAUAAUUGCAAUAUUGUAUCAAUUAUGUAAAAAUUUGGAGGAAUUGGAAAUAAUUUUUCUGGAAGAUGCAUUUCUGCACGUAUCUCAAGCUGGAGAGACGCUUGGCACCCAUACAAUUGAGCCAUCCUUGUCCGGGAUUGGGACUCUAGAUGCUUGGCUUUUAAUUCACAAUAACCAAAAAACGUUGAAGACUUUAACAAUUGGAUUUUUGGACGAAAUGCGAGAUAAGCACAUCGAACCUCAACAUUUUUACAAUAAAACUACCACAUCUAUGAUGAUACCAGUUGCUCCAAUGAUAAGUUACGCAGUGUGGCCUCGGCAUGACAAGUUAAAACUGACCGAACUCUGUUUUGAACUUCCGAUGGCAGUGAUGCUCCCAGCAGCUUCUCAACACAAUGAAAUGUGGUCGAAAUUUCUUAGCAAACCUGAAGCUUUUCAACGUCAUGAAAACAAUCUGCUAGACUUUUAUGCUUCUCAGCUGCCCGCAUUAAGCUAUUUCUGUAUCAAAACUCUUGAUGACAGCGGUUAUCGUAUAGAAAAUUCGGUGUUAUCAGUAAUCAACCGUCUUGAGCCAGGCAAGCUAAGAAUUGGUAAAGCAGUCCAUCCAAUUAACGAAACUAUCAAAUGGAGCCUGAUGCUAAAAGCUUCUUAUGAAAUUUGCCUUUAUUUGGAUGACGUAUCUCCACCCUAUGAGUCAAUUUUUCCACCAGACAUGCCGGUUAUGGAAAACUUUAAGACGCUUCAGAUUGAAACCACAAAUAUCGCACCACCACUGCCCACCUUUGACAUUUCUCGCCUGCUCGUAAAAUUUCCGCACCUCGUCCGCUUGGUGUUGGUGGAUGGGAAUUGCAGAUAUCCCUCUCAGAAAUAUGAAGCACCAAAAGUCACGGAUCUUGAUAUGCAAUCAAUCAUCUACUUUCUACCCUCGUUGGUGGAACUUGUUAUUCAGUGCAACAUGUCGGAAGUUACAGAUCUUGGAAUGACUGGUGUCAGGUAUGCAGCGUGUCAAAGGAUGCAAAAACUGGGACAAUAUACUAUUCAACCUGGAGAUGUAUGUGGACAUUCUUUCUCCAAGUUGAAAUAUUUGGAGAUUCUAGAGUUGCAUGGCUUGAGUGAAAAAGUCACAGACGCUACAGCUAAUUUGGCCAUUCUGGUUCUUGAAAACUGCAAUUUGAGAGAAUUGUACCUAUUUUCCCCAAAGGUAUUUUUGGCCGAUGAAACAUUACAAACACUAAAUUAA
Molecule: messenger RNA, 6112 nt
Organism: Folsomia candida
Lineage: Eukaryota; Metazoa; Arthropoda; Collembola; Entomobryomorpha; Isotomidae
Exons: 3
Coding region: 5090-6112 (340 amino acids)
Source: RefSeq, a predicted model, not a curated record